UGCUGCGCUCAGUGAGAAUAAAACAGGAUCAUAGCAGGGCGGUAGUAAUGCCGGUGCCGCAUUCAUAAUCCUGGUCGCUGUUCAACAGCUUGAAGUUCUCUCAAGCCCGUGCAACAAUUGGCCUGUGCUGAUGUUUGUUUCAAACAGCACGUGAGGAACUGAGAGGUUGACUUAACAUUUGGAAAUCUGCCUGGGUACUGAGAACGUGAGUUCAUCCUUAAAGAAGACUAUACCUUCUGUAAAGCUUGUGGAGGAUAGACAUAUGUGCUGCAAUGGUGACAUAAAUUAUUAAACAGGACUGGAACAAGUUGUUGAAAGCUGUUUAUAAUUUUUUUAAUGCUGCUGCUGCUUGGGAACAGUCUAAGGCAAGUAUACAACAUGAGUUUUAUCAUGAAACUUCACAGACAUUUUCAAAGAACAGUUAUCCUGCUUGCCACUUUUUGUAUGGUGAGCAUUGUUAUUUCUGCUUACUAUUUGUAUAAUGGCUACAAACAGGAAAAUGAACUUUCUGAGAUCUCUUCAGACAUGGAAUGUGGUGAUUUUCAGCUGUUGCCAUACAAACUGAUGGAACUGAAGACAGUGAAGCCCGUUGAUCCCCUGAGGACUGAUCUUGUUGUGCUGGUGUUUGUGGAAAGCCAGUAUUCAACACUUGGUCAAGAUAUAAUAACCAUUCUAGAAUCCAGCAGAUUUCAAUACCACAUAGAGAUUGCUCCUGGGAAAGGUGAUCUUCCAGUGCUUAUAGAUAAAAAUAAAGGCAAAUACGUUCUCAUUAUAUAUGAAAACAUUUUAAAGUAUGUGAAUAUGGACUCCUGGAACAGAGGCCUUCUAGAUAAAUACUGUAUAGAAUAUGGAGUGGGUGUCAUUGGAUUUUAUAGAGGCAGUGAGAACAGCUUGCAGAGCUUUCAGUUGAAGGGUUUCUCUUUUCAUGUUCACAGCAAUCUAGGUGUUAAAGACUGUUGUAUUAAUCCUCAUUCUCCAUUGCUUCAUGUGACUAAAUCAUCAAAGCUUGAUAAAGGCCCCUUGCCUGGAAAUGACUGGACAGUAUUCCAAAUUAAUCACUCAGCCUAUCAGCCUGUGAUAUUUGCAAAAGUAAAGGCACCAGAAAACCUUCCACCACCUGUUGCUAAAAGUGCUCUCUAUGCCACAGUAGUGCAUGAUGCAGGACUGCAUGAUGGGAUUCAGCGAGUCGUCUUCGGCAACAACUUGAACUUCUGGCUGCACAAGCUGAUCUUUGUAGAUGCGGUCUCUUUCCUGUCUGGGAAGAAGCUCACGUUGUCCUUGGAUAGGUACAUUCUUGUUGACAUAGAUGACAUCUUUGUUGGGAAAGAGGGAACAAGGAUGAAUACCAAUGAUGUGCAGGCCCUUCUUGAUACUCAGAAUCUUUUGCGAUCUCAGAUUACAAAUUUUACUUUCAACCUGGGAUUUUCUGGGAAGUUUUACCACACAGGAACAGAAGAAGAGGAUGAAGGUGAUGACCUGUUGUUGGGGUCAGUGGAUGAAUUCUGGUGGUUUCCCCAUAUGUGGAGUCACAUGCAGCCUCAUCUUUUCCAUAACGAAUCUUCACUAGUGGAGCAGAUGAUUCUCAACAAAAAAUUUGCAUUAGAGCACGGAAUUCCAACUGAUAUGGGCUAUGCGGUGGCUCCGCACCAUUCUGGGGUCUACCCAGUACAUGUUCAGCUCUAUGAUGCCUGGAAGAAAGUCUGGAAUAUCAAAAUCACCAGCACAGAGGAAUAUCCACAUCUGAAACCUGCACGAUACAGACGGGGCUUCAUCCACAAAAAUAUCAUGGUUCUCCCCAGGCAAACUUGUGGUCUGUUCACUCACACCAUUUUCUACAAGGAGUAUCCUGGGGGUCCAAAAGAACUAGACAAGAGUAUCCAAGGUGGAGAGUUGUUCUUCACAGUUGUCCUCAAUCCAAUCAGUAUCUUCAUGACACACUUGUCCAACUAUGGGAAUGACCGUUUGGGGUUGUACACCUUUGUGAAUCUGGCCAACUUUGUUCAGACGUGGACGAACCUGAAACUGCAAACUCUGCCUCCGAUUCAGCUGGCUCACAAAUACUUUGAGCUCUUCCCUGAGCAGAAGGACCCUCUCUGGCAGAAUCCCUGUGAUGACAAGCGGCACAGAGAUAUCUGGUCUAAAGAAAAAACCUGUGAUCGAUUACCAAAAUUCCUAGUUAUAGGACCUCAGAAAACUGGUACCACAGCUUUGUAUUUGUUCCUGAUUAUGCAUCCUUCCAUCAUUAGUAACUCCCCCAGCCCAAAAACCUUUGAGGAGGUACAGUUCUUUAAUAGAAAUAACUACCACAGGGGGAUUGAUUGGUAUAUGGAUUUCUUCCCAGUACCAUCCAAUGUCACCACUGAUUUUCUCUUUGAGAAAAGUGCCAACUACUUUCAUUCUGAGGAAGCUCCUAGACGAGCAGCCUCCCUCAUCCCCAAAGCCAGAAUCAUCACCAUUCUCAUCGAUCCAUCAGAUCGGGCAUAUUCCUGGUAUCAGCAUCAACGAUCGCAUGAAGACCCCACAGCUCUAAAGUUUAGCUUCUAUCAGGUGGUCACAGCUGGACCUCGAGCUCCAUCAGAGCUUAGAGCUCUACAGAAGAGAUGUCUAGUACCUGGAUGGUAUGCCACCCAUAUAGAAAGAUGGCUAACUUACUUCCCACCUUAUCAGUUGCUAAUUAUUGAUGGGCAGCAGCUGAGAACUGACCCAGCUACUGUGAUGGAUGAAGUACAGAAGUUUCUGGGAGUCUCUCCUCAUUAUAAUUACUCUGAAGCUCUAACGUUUGAUUCACAUAAAGGUUUCUGGUGUCAACUCCUGGAAGAAGGAAAAACGAAGUGUCUUGGAAAGAGCAAAGGCAGAAAAUACCCUCCUAUGGACUCUGAGUGCAGGGCUUUUCUGUCAAGCUACUACAGAGAUCACAAUGUGGAACUGUCAAAACUCCUACAUAAAUUGGGACAACCGCUACCGUCCUGGCUGAGACAGGAACUGCAGAAAGUGAGAUAGCAUUGAAAGGAAAGCUUCUUGGAAUCGCUCUUCCGCACUUCAAUCAUCUUACCUAGAGCCUCCAAUAGCUACCAGGUGGUGUUGUAAAAUAUAUCUUUUCCAAACGAGUAUAAAAGAAUGAAAUUCUUUCCAUAUGCUGGCAUGUGGAUUGUGAAAAUAUAGGUGUUUCUUAGAACUCUGGUGGCCCAAAGUCAUUCUCCUAAUUAUUUCUGGGCCAGUGGAAUUAUUGUAGACUACUGUGCACACAUGUGGAAGUCAAUAGCAACUGGUAUAAGCUUCAAAAGUAAAGAUACAACUGUUGGGUUUCAUAGUAAAUAUUUACACUUUUAUAUAUCAACCUAAGAGUAUUGUGUCUCAUGUAGAUUUUGUAGCCCAUUGUUUGCCUGCUCACAUUUUUUCUUACUAUUCGACUAUUAUGAUGUGUCUUAUACAGUAUGAAAUGUAAGAAAAUAUAAUGUAGCACUUAAUAAUACCAAAUGUACUCCUGCCUUUGGAAUAUGCUUGCCAAAUUUUGAACCUGAUACCUGAAAAUAUAUGAACACAAUUGAGGAGUACAAGUCCACGUUACGUAGGUAUACACAAUGGACAGACUAAAUCCUGAGAGCUAAAUCCUGAUUCCACAUGCUAAAACCACAUAACAAAAGUUGGUAUAUGAAACCUGACCCCACACAAUGAGGAUAAAUCAUAAGGAUGAUGUUGAUCCCAUAGAAGUUCCUGGCGUAUGCUUUUAACCAAGAUACCUCCUAUACACAGUCCAGUGAAACAGUAAAAUAUGGAAGACAGACCACGUGUCUGAACAAUACCAACUCUGCUUUUAAAAAGAAAAAUAAAUAUAUGCAGCACAGGUUAAAAAACUAAAAUUAUAAUAAUCGUAGUGAAAGUUUUAGCCUCCUUAGACUGUGAACCAUGCCAUAACAAUGGACUGAUGAAACAAUGUUAGUAGAUGUUUCACUCAAGGUACUGUGAAUUACAAGACCUAGGGCCUGGAUUCUGAUCUCACAUUUUUGUAAGUCAUAAAUAACUCCAAGUCUGUUUCACAGUGGACUUGCACCAGUGAAAUUCUGAUAAGAGCAGAAACAGACCCAUAUUUAGAUUACUUUAAUUUCUGCUGCUCUUUUUAAUGCUUUUUUCAUUCAGUUAGUAGCUGUAUGUAUUCUAAAAUCUUACUUAUGCUGAUUGAAACGUGUAGGAUGUUCCAGUGUCCUCCAAUUUAGUAUAUGUAACUUGCAUAUGCUAAUAUACCUUCUCUGAGGAGAUGCAUUUUUAAUAUAGUUGGGAUUAAAUGUUCAUAAUAAGCUAAAUAAAAGAGAAUACACCGUGCAGUCAUGAUAUAAAAUUAGGCACUAAUUGUGCAAACACUUACAUAUGCUUAAGUUAUACAAUAAUGUGUACUCUCACUGCUAUUCAUCACUCACCAAAUUAAACAUGAGAUUAUCCUGUUAUUGUUAACGCUUCAAAUUUUAGGAUACAGAUCAUUAAAAUUGAGCCAAAUUUUAGCCUUGGUAUUUCUUCACUGAAAUAUGAUUACAUGUAUUUCUAAAAAGUAUAAUGAAUAAAUACCAAGUGAAGUAAAGAAACCACAAUGGUAGGUCAACCUUACUGUCUAUGUAUAUUAAGGGGGGGAUGUAAUUUUUAUCCCAACACAGUUUUCAGUAAAUAUGUCCCCCAGAUUUGUCUUAAAAUGGACAGUUAACGUGCAUCAAAAAAUUAUAUGUAUCAGUACUGUUUUAUUACAUGUUCAUAAACUAUACAAUUUAAUGGCAAUGGGAUGGAAGCCAGUUUGUUAUUGACUAAAUAGAAAACAGACAUUGAGAUCCUUAUUGUACCUCUAACUAGUAACUUUAAGUAGUUAUGAAUUUUGUAUUGUAAUAUCUGGUUUUAAUAGCCUGGAAAAUCAAAUACAUACAAAUUUGUAUAUAAAAAUAUUCAGUAUUCAGCACAUUAUUGCCUAAAGGAGAAUGCAUGAACAAGAGAGAGGAUCUAG
Molecule: messenger RNA, 4984 nt
Organism: Gavialis gangeticus (Gharial)
Lineage: Eukaryota; Metazoa; Chordata; Crocodylia; Gavialidae
Product: bifunctional heparan sulfate N-deacetylase/N-sulfotransferase 3
Exons: 15
Coding region: 337-3000 (887 amino acids)
Cellular component (GO): Golgi apparatus
Molecular function (GO): deacetylase activity; heparan sulfate N-sulfotransferase activity
Source: RefSeq, a predicted model, not a curated record